Pristis pectinata (smalltooth sawfish) is the source of this 6689-nucleotide messenger RNA. It is a transcript of the gene sema3d, whose product is annotated as sema domain, immunoglobulin domain (Ig), short basic domain, secreted, (semaphorin) 3D. The transcript is spliced from 18 exons. Bases 209 to 2515 code for a protein of 768 amino acids. Gene Ontology annotation, molecular function: semaphorin receptor binding; chemorepellent activity. The record is from RefSeq and is a predicted model, not a curated record. Gene Ontology annotation, biological process: negative chemotaxis; positive regulation of cell migration; negative regulation of axon extension involved in axon guidance. NCBI's taxonomy places the organism in Eukaryota, Metazoa, Chordata, Chondrichthyes, Rhinopristiformes, Pristidae.
CCAGCAUCUACAGACACUUGAGUCUUCAUAGAGCAGAUACCCAGGCUUUCCUGUACACACCACGGUAACCAGAAGCAGUGUACUGUCUGCUGCCCAGAGAGAAUGGAAUACCAUACUGACUCAAUCUGAUGCUCAGUGAUUGUGACAGACCUGUGGAGUUAGAUUUGUGCACAAUUUCCUAGCAACACAAGAGCCCGUACAGUCGGCAAUGGAGGCAGUGAUGCAAGCAGCAAGGAGCUCUCCCGGGAAUAGAAGUCUGAAACGGCUCCAGACCUGUGCAUUAUUAUGGGGGAUGCUUCUCCUGUUUGCCAUUCCAUCAGCGGAAACGUGGAAACAGAAUCUUCCCAGACUCAAGCUUUCCCAUAAAGAUCUGCUGAUCUCCAACAGCUGCAUCCCAUUUCUGGGAUCUGCUGAGGGUUUCGAUUUCCAGACCAUUCUGAUAGAUGAGGAGAGAGGGAAACUGCUCCUGGGAGCCAAGGAUCACAUCUUCCUGCUCAACUUGGAUGAUCUCAACAAAAACAUAAGGAAGAUUCAUUGGCCUGGAAGCAAGGAAAGAGUGGAACUGUGCAGAUUAACCGGGAAACAUCCCUUUAGAGACUGUGCAAAUUUCAUCAGAGUCCUUCACAAUUAUAACAAGACCCACACAUACGUCUGUGGUACCGGAGCAUUUCACCCAAUGUGUGCCUUUAUCGAGAUGGGACCCCGGGCAGAGGAGCCUGUGUUUCAGCUGGAACCACACAGUCUUGAGUCUGGGAGAUUGAAAUGCCCCUUUGACCCUUUGCAACCUUUUGCUUCAGUGCUAACAGAUGAAUACCUUUAUGCUGGUACUGCAUCCGACUUCCAUGGCAGAGACACUGUGUUCACUCGCUCUCUGGGGCCACCUUUCAACCAGAACUACAUUCGCACUGACCUCUCCGAGCACUACUGGCUCAACGAAGCCAAGUUCAUUGGAGCCUUUCCCAUUCCUGACACCUACAAUCCAGACGACGAUAAGAUAUACUUUUUCUUCCGAGAGGCCACAGAGGACAGCCGCACUUCUGACAGAACCAUUUUCUCCAGGGUUGCCCGUGUCUGCAAGAACGAUGCUGGAGGACAGCGCAGCCUUAUCAACAAGUGGACCACCUUCCUGAAAGCUCGUCUGGUGUGUUCUGUCCCAGGUCCCGAUGGAGUGGACACCUAUUUCGACGAACUACAGGAUGUGUUUCUGCUCCAGACUAGAGAUCAAAGGAACCCUCUUGUAUACGGAGUCUUCACUACCACAAGUUCGAUCUUUAAGGGCUCGGCAGUGUGUGCCUACAGCAUGGCUGAUAUCCGUGCUGCUUUCAAUGGGCCCUACGCUCACAAGGAAGGUCCUGACCAUCGCUGGGUUGAGUAUGAGGGACGAAUCCCUUACCCACGCCCCGGGACGUGUCCCAGCAAAACCUAUGAUCCCUCGAUAAAGUCCACGAAAGAUUUCCCGGACGAGGUGAUCAGUUUUAUCCGCUACCAUCCAGUGAUGUUCAAGUCUGUGCACCCAAUGACCACAAAGCCUGUCUUCACCAGGAUCAACGUCGACUACCGACUGACGCAGAUCGUGGUGGACCACGUGGCUGCUGAAGAUGGACAGUAUGAUGUCAUGUUCCUUGGCACAGAUAUUGGAACAGUUUUAAAAGUGGUGAGUGUCACAAAAGAAAACUGGGUCACCGAGGAAGUGGUACUGGAGGAACUGCAGGUGUUUAAGGGUCAUUCUCCAAUAUUGAACAUGGAAAUCUCUUCCAAACAGCAACAGUUGUACAUCGGCUCCAGGGAUGGGUUAGUCCAGCUCUCGCUGCACCGUUGUGAUAUCUACGGCAAGGUCUGUGCCGAGUGCUGUCUGGCCAGAGACCCUUACUGUGCCUGGGAUGGUAACUCCUGCUCCCGCUACAUGCCAGCAUCCAAGCGGCGCACAAGACGUCAAGAUGUGAAGCAUGGAGACCCAAUAAGUCAGUGCUGGGAUCUGGAAGAAAGUAUGAACAAGGAGAGUGAAGAGAAGCUGAUCUUCGGCAUUGAGUUCAACUCCACUUUCCUGGAGUGUAUCCCCAAAUCUCAACAAGCAUCGAUCCAGUGGCUUGUUCAGCGGUCCGGGGAUGACCAUCGGGAGGAGAUAAAAACUGAUGAACGGAUCGUCAAAACUGAGCACGGCCUCCUGAUCCGAAGCCUGGACAGGAAGGAUGCUGGACUUUACCUCUGCAGAGCCGAAGAGCAAUCAUUCUCCCACACCAUCGUCAGGCUGGACCUGAAGGUCAUCGAGAACGAGCAGAUGGAGAGUGCCCAGAAGGCUGUGGAGGAGGAGGCCAAGAGCAGGGACUUUGUCACCGAGUCGCGGCUGAGGUACAAGGAUUACGUCCAGCUGUUGAGCAGUGCCAGUUUCACCGUGGAUGACUACUGCGAGCAGCUGUGGCACCGUGAGAAGAGGCGGCAGAGGAACAAGGGCGUCGGGAAGUGGAAGCACGUGCAGGAGAUGAAGAAGAGCAGGAACCGGCGGCAUCAUGCCUAGGCUGAGGCUCGCCGGGGAGAACUCGAGCUUUCGACCGAGCAGGCAAAGCCCCUCAGACACUCCACACGGUGCUGGAGUGUGAGCAAUAAAUAAGGCCUUCUGCCCUGACACAACAUGCUCAGAGGAUCAACACUGAGGCAGACCCUCUGACGGUCCAGUUGCAUUCUUCUCUAAGGCUGCCUUCUAUCGAACUUACAACAUUCGGCCCAACAGACGACAACGCUUUCCUGCUCUGCAAGGUUCUCCCUUCACCUCACAUUUCACAUACAGCUCUUCGCCAUCAAACUCUUCACUGGAGGACGUGCUCCAGGCAACCAUUCCUCAAGGUUGCAAUAUCACUCUGCUUCACUGUACCCUGAGGAAACAUCAGUGGGGACGUUCGGAAGUGGUGGUCAUUUUUCGGACUGAAUGGCAGGUUUGUAGUUGGUGAUUUGAGUGUUGGAUUGUUGCCAUAAAUUUAGUUUUGCUUCAUGACCCGUUUCUGGACAGUGCAAGAAGUCACCAGAAAUCUAUUGGCUCCCAUUCCAGGAUUCAGUGACAAAUGGUGAUAAUUACUGAACACAUUCUGUCAGCUUCCUCAUCAACAUCAGCCCAGUAUAGUGGAACAACACGAUUUUAUUCUUUAUUCUGUAAAUCGUUUGUGGUAUUUAUGCAUGUAACUUCUUAAAUGUCAGCAGAGGACGAAUCUUACACAACCUUUCUCACAGUUGGUUGUGGCGUAAGAUAAUUACUGUGCUUCUACCGUGUAAAAGCUUUGAUGGUGUUCCUGUUUUAAUACUGGACAAGAAUGCCAUUUCUCCUUAAUGUGUUGGCUGGUGGGGGCCAGAAAAUCUUUUUUGGAGGGGUGGGCAAGCAGAAAGCUUGGGGAUACGACAGCCGAGGACCUCAGCUAUGCUGCACCUGUUUGUGUUUGCAGUUCCCUGAGGAAGCAGUUGGUUGUCACAGGGGAAGGAGUGGACAGAUGUCUGACAUUUCAUUAGGGUGAAGGAAGGGAAGGAGACAAAUCCAGCAGGAAGACUCAGAUUACCAUGGGUGCUGUGUGUCCUCUCAGGAGAGACCCUCCGAAUGGGGCCCCUGUUGACGAGGGGGUUUGGAAAGUCCUUUCAGGAUGAGCAAAUAAAUGGGUUGCAGAGGUGAAAUAACUGGCAGAACUGGCUUGACAGUUAGUAAUUCCACUUCCCAAUCACCGUUGGCCAUUCGGUGUUAUUGUUUACUUUUCUGUAGAUAUUAUAAUGAAUUUAGCAAACCCGUUUUAGCUCAAAUGUAUACAGAAAAGUUUUACCAGGCAUUAGAGUUUCAGCAAGGGACUGGUGCACUGGAGUAUAUGUCACUGAAAAAUAAAUUCCCUGAUCUUCAGCUCAUUAUUUUCUUAUUUACAAUAGUUGAGACUUCUGACAGGCUUUUUAUUGUUUAGCUGAGGUAUGAUUUUCUUGAAAUGUCAUCUACAAACAAAUGAGAUUUAAGAUCAUUGACAGCCCGCAACUAUUCAGCCAAGGAAAUGAUCUAACGUUUCCCUGCUGAGUACUGCUGGCACUCCAGAGUAGUUGUCUCUCAGUUCUGACUCCUUGAAUGGCUCCUAUCAGGGUGGGGAGCUCAGCGUGAUGCUGAAAGAUUGUCUCCUCUGGGUCCCAGGAACAACAUUGUCUAUUGAGUGAGAACUUCCAGCUCAUUAAGAAGGGAUCACUCAUGCAAAUGAGCAGUAAGGUCAGAUUGUCCAUCCCUUUUGCCUGGUGUUUGUUGAUAAUUGUUAAAUAUUCUGUUCAGACCAUUGACAGAUCGGGCAGGCCUGAUGGAUUGAGUGACCUAUUCCCACCCCUAAGUUGUGUAUCCUUCCAGUUCUGAAAUUUAAUGGUUUACUUUCAUAUAAUAUUUCUCACAGAGAAGGAGGCCAAUCAGCCCAUCAGGUCUAUACCAGCUCUCACCACAGUCCUAUUCCCCCACCUUUCCCUGUAACCUGUGGAGGAAAACGGACAGCUGACGUUUCAGGUCAAGACCCUUCAUCUGGAAGGAUCUCAACACAAAACAUUGACUGUCCAUUUCCCUCCACAGACACAGCCUGACCCACUGAGUUCCUCCAGCAACUCAUUUUUUGCUCCAGAUCCCAGCGUCUGCAGUCUCUUGUGUCUGCAUUUCCCUGUAACCUGUUCUCUCGCACAUACCCAUUAACCUCCUGAACUUCCUACCUCUCACCCACACACCAGGGGCAAUUUACAGCAGCCAAUUAACUUACCAAUCUGCACGUCUUUGGGAUGUGGGAGGAAGCCGGAACACCCGGGGGAAACCCAUGCGGUCACAGGGAGAACGUGCAAACUCCACAGACACAGCAGCAGCGGUCAGGUUCGAACCUGGCUGACAGGAACUAUGAGACAGUGUCAUGACCUGCAAUACCACUGUGUCAUCUGAUCAGCACUAAUUCAGCCAACCCAAGCUUUAAGGAGAGGCAUAAUUCACCACCCCUCCAUAGACCAAUAAUCUUAAAUCAGGUGUGUGGUCAGUGUUUGUCAAAACUUAAUGGAGAUAAUUGUCAAAUAAAGACGGUGACUUGCUUCAUGGCUUUGGAAGGAGGAGGCAGGUGCGUGACACCUGAAUUGUGGUCGGGUUGCUGUUGUCCUUUCCAAAUCUCCUUCUGUAGGGGAUGUCCUGGGAGCAGAUCAGAUUGUGCCACUCUCCUGAAAGCAGCCCAGAUAGGUCAAAGUCAAAGUUGAGUUUACUGUCAGAUGCACAAGUCCAUGUGUGCACAGGUGUAAUGAAAAACUUACUUGCAGCAGCAUCACAGGCACAGAGCAUCAGAUAAGCAGCAUUCACAAGAAAAACAUACAUUAAACAUAAAUUUAUCAUAAUUUUUACCAGAAAGAAUAUAAUUAGAACAACAAAAAGUCCAUUUUAGUGCAGUGAUCAAAGUGGUCAUAGUGUUGCUAAACUGCAGUGAUUAGGGUUGUGCCAGCUGGUCCAAGAACUGAAUGGUUGAAGGGAAGUAGCUGUUCCUGAACCUGGUGGUGUGGGACUUCAGGCUUCUGUACCUCCUGCCCGACGGGAGCUGUGAGAAGAUGGCACGGCCCGGAUGGUGGGGAUCUUUGAUGAUGGAUGUUGCCUUCUUGAGGCAGCGCCUCCUGUAGAUACUCCCGAUGGUGGGGAGGGAUGUGCCCGUGAUGUAUUGGGCUGAGUCCACUACUCUCUGCAGCUUCUUACGUUCCUGCGUAUUUGAAUUGCCGUCCCAGACCAUGAUGCAACCUGUCAGGAUACCUUCAACAGUACAACUAGAACAUAGAACAUAGAAAACCUACAGCACAAUUCAAGCCCUUCAGCCCACAAAGCUGCGCCGAACAUGUCCCUACCCUAGAAAUUACUAGGCUUACCCAUAGCCCUCUAUUUUACUCAGCUCCAUGUACCUAUCCAACAGUCUCUUGAAAGACCCUAUCGUAUCAGCCUCCACCACCGUUGCCGGCAGCCCAUUCCCCGCAUUCACCACUCUCUGAGUAAAAAACUUACCCCUGACAUCUCCUCUAUACCUAGUCCCCAACACCUUAAACCUAUGUCCUCUUGUGGCCACAAAUUCAGCCCUGGGGAAAAGCCUCUGACUAUCUACCCUAUCAAUACCUCUCAUCAUCUUAUACACCGCAAUCAGGUCCCCCCUCAUCCUCCGUCUCUCCAAGGUGAAAAGGCCGAGUUCCCUCAACCUGCUUUCAUAAGGCAUGCUCCGCAUCCCAGGCAACAUACUUGUAAAUCCUGUAGAAGUUUGUUAGUGUUCGGUGACAAGCUGAACCUCCUAAGAAAGUGAAGAUGCUGGUGCACCUUCCUUAUGAUUGCAUUUAUGUGCUGGGCCCAGAACAGGUCGUCUGAUAUGUUAACGCCCAGGAAUUUAAAGCUGCUGACUCUCUCCACCACCGAUUCCCCCAGUGUAGACUGGCGCAGGUUCACCCUCCUUCCCCUUCCUGAAGUCAACAAUCAGCUCUUUGUUUUUACUGAUGUUGAGCGAGAGAUUGUUGUUGCGGCACCACUCAGUCGGGUGUCCUAUCUCGCUCCUGUACACUGACUCAUCACCGCCUGUGAUUCGUCUGACGACAGUGGUGUAGGGUUCUUCAAAGGAAGAAAGUAUCAGCGCACCAUUCCCAUUUCAAGAGUGAUAUCUUGAAAGGAUAAGAUUCUUUCAUGUAAAGAUGUUAAAUAUAGCGUG